Messenger RNA from Rhinichthys klamathensis goyatoka, 845 nucleotides. Its product is annotated as histone H2B-like. The record is from RefSeq and is a predicted model, not a curated record. The coding region runs from base 352 to 726 and encodes 124 amino acids. NCBI's taxonomy places the organism in Eukaryota, Metazoa, Chordata, Actinopteri, Cypriniformes, Leuciscidae. Gene Ontology annotation, cellular component: nucleosome. The transcript has a single exon. Gene Ontology annotation, molecular function: DNA binding; structural constituent of chromatin; protein heterodimerization activity.
AUUACAAGGGGUUUUAAUUUCACGAUUGUAUAAAAUAUGUGUAUCGCUUAUUUUCUCAAAACAUCACUAAAAUCUAUAAAUAAAAAGUGCGGAAAUGAAACAAUGGAAACGGUGUGGUUCAAGCGGGGGGCGGUGGGCGGGGCUAUUAUUUAAGCGCCUGUGAUUGGCCCUCGUUCCGCUCAUGAUGCUUUGAGUUGUCCAAUGAAACACGAGUUUAUGGGUUUGGCCAAUGAAAACAGGCAAUCAGAGGUGUGAGUGUCUCCUUGUAAAUUAGCAUAGGGCAGUGAAUAAAAGCCUCAGUGUCGCUCCUGAGCUCACACUGACUCGUCAGCUUUACGUUCAUCCAGCAUCAUGCCUGAACCAGCCAAGUCCGCGCCUAAGAAGGGCUCCAAGAAGGCCGUCACCAAGACCGCCGGGAAGGGAGGAAAGAAGCGCAGAAAGUCCAGGAAGGAGAGCUACGCCAUCUACGUCUACAAAGUGCUGAAGCAGGUUCAUCCCGACACCGGCAUCUCCUCCAAGGCGAUGGGCAUCAUGAACUCUUUCGUCAACGACAUCUUCGAGCGCAUCGCCGGUGAGGCGUCUCGUCUCGCCCACUACAACAAGCGGUCCACCAUCACGUCGAGAGAGAUCCAGACCGCCGUGCGUCUGCUGCUGCCCGGAGAGCUGGCCAAACACGCCGUGUCUGAGGGCACCAAGGCCGUCACCAAGUACACCAGCUCCAAGUAGAGUCCGAGGAGGCGCUCACACACAAAGGCUCUUUUAAGAGCCACACACCUGCUCCUGGAAAAGAGACUUUCAUAACUGUGGGGGUUUAGGAAACUCUAAACCGUUGUUGCGACUCAUUA